Messenger RNA from Chilo suppressalis (striped riceborer), 2288 nucleotides. The record is from the annotation of a GenBank genome assembly. Lineage: Eukaryota; Metazoa; Arthropoda; Insecta; Lepidoptera; Crambidae.
UAAGAUCCCUAACCAUAAUAAUAAAUUCCUUGAUCUGGUAUUAUCAACUAAUAAUACAAUUAAUACUUUGGCUGUCACUGACCCCCUAGUGCAUCUAGAUCCACAUCACCCGGCUUUGGAAAUCUCUGUUAAUCUUUCACCACUUCGAUUUUUGAAAAAGAAAACUAUUAAUAAAUUUAACUUCAAGCUAGCAAAUUAUUGAGAUAUUAACAAAGAUUUAUCCAUAUAUAUUUUACUCGAUAGUUGAUUCAAUAAUUGAAAAACAUGUUCCGAAGUCGUCUUGCAACUCAGGUAAGUACCCUAUUUGGUACUCCAAAAAUCUCAUUAAGCUUAUCCGUGAAAAGGAAAAACUCUAUAAAAAAGUAAAAUUGUACAAUAAUCCUGUUGAUAGGUUCGAUUACAGCGAAGCUAGAUCUCGAUGUCAUCACCUAAUCAAGAAAUGUUAUACAAACUAUUUGAGAGAGGUUGAGGAGUCUAUUAGUUGUGGAAAUAUUAAGGCGUUCUGGAGUUACAUUAAAAAUAAACGUAAAAAUACUGAUUCUAUACCAGGUCAAAUGUAUUUGGAUGGAUGCAGGUAUGAUACCCCGAGUUCAAUAUGUAAUGCGUUUGCUAAGCAUUUUUCGUCCGUUUAUGUGGCUGAUGCUGAUGGAUCUCAAAAGCAAGAUGUCUAUUCAGAUUGUUCCUUAAAUAAUAUCCUUAACAAUAUCUCCAUAUCAGAAGUUAGUAUAGAGAGAGCUCUGAAGGAAUUGGAUCCAAAGAAAGGAGCCGGACCAGACGGUAUACCACCUACAUUUCUUCGUAGCUGCGCGUCUGCUUUAUCAUAUCCACUAUAUCUCAUAUUCAGCCACUCACUCUCUUCUGGGAAUUUUCCGACACGAUGGAAGGAAGCCAAUGUUUUGCCAAUCCCUAAGACCGGUGUAUCUAAUGAUGUGCGAAACUACCGACCUAUCUCAUUACUGUCUGGUUUCUCUAAGCUUUUCGAAGCACUUGUUUGUCAGUAUUUCGCUAAUACUUUUAAAUCUGUUCUUGCUUCGCAACAACAUGGCUUUCGCCAGAAAAUGUCUACUGUCACUAAUCUCUCCUGCUUCAUAACGGAUUUGUCAGAGGAGCUAGACCGGGGCCGACAGGUGGACGCUAUAUACACUGAUAUAAGUAAAGCAUUUGAUAAGGUUAACCAUAUAAUAUUAUUAAAGAAGCUUCAUUCAGUCGGUGUGCAUGGUUCCCUCUUGAAUUGGUGCCGAUCUUAUCUUGUUCGGAGGUGUCAAAAAGUUGUUGCAUGUGGCUAUGAGUCAAGUCCCUUUUACGUUCCGUCAGGCGUCCCCCAGGGUUCUCAUCUAGGACCUAUUUUCUUUUUAAUAUUUAUUAAUGACCUUGUCAAUGUCGUUCAACAUUCGGAAUGUUUACUGUUUGCAGAUGAUUUAAAAGUUUACAAAACAAUUGAAAAUUUUAAUGAAUCCAUAUUACUGCAACAGGAUCUCAAUAGAAUAGCUGAGUGGUCUUCAAUUAAUAAACUACCAUUGAAUCCGGAUAAAUGCAAACACAUAAAAUUCACAAAAAAGCGCAACGCUUUAAAUACAUCAUAUUCUAUCAAUUCCCAUCUUUUAGAAGAAGUUUCGAGCAUUCGUGAUCUGGGGGUUGUUUUAGACCAUAAGCUUUCUUUUCGUCAUCACUAUGAUCACAUCAUAGCAAAAUCUUUAAAGCUUCUUGGUUUUAUAUGGCGUAACUGCAAGCGUUUUAAGAAAAUUGAUGCUCUAAAGGAUAGACUGGACUAUUUCAAGUUUACUUCGCUGGAGGAUCGUAGGUGGGUGGCCGACCAGGUCUUGUUGUAUAAAAUUGUAAACAGUGUAGCAGAGUGCCCUAAAUUACUAAGUAAUGUGAAAUUUAAAAUACCUCGACCAAACACCAGAAUGGCCAAUAACCUCCGGCCGGGCACGUGGUACGAGAUCCGCGUGGUGGCGCGCUCGGCCGCCGGCGACACCGCCGCGCUCUACCGCGCCGCCACGCACACCGCUAACGGAGAACGCUUGGGCGAGCCGGUGGAGCUGCCGCUCGAGGCGCGGGGUCGAGCUGUGGGAGCGGCGGGGGUGGAGGAGGGGGCGGGGGCGGCGCCGUGGCGCGGCGGGCUGGCGCCGCUGCUGCUGGCCGCAGGGGUCGCCGCGCUGCUCGCCGCCGUCGCAGGUCUGUCAGAUACCAGUGUAUCACGAGAUGCCGCUCGAGGCACGCGGUCACGCGGCGUGGCGCGGCGGGCUGGCGCCGCUGCUGCUGGCCGCAGGGGUCGCCUUUUAUAG